AUGUGGUCAGCGUGGGGGUGCACGGGUCGUUUGGGGGGGGGCGGUGGGUUUUGUGGUCAGCUGUGGGGGUCCGGGCAAUGGGGGGUGAUGUGGUCAGCUGUGGGGGUCCGGCAAUGUGGGGGUGUGUGUCUGCUGGGGGGGUCGGGCAAUGUCGGGGGUGGAUGUGGUCAGCUGUGGGGGUCGGGCAAUGUGGGGGUGAUGUGGUCAGCUGUGGGGGUCCGGGGCAAUGUGGGAGGUGAUGUUGUCAGCUGUGGGGGUCCGGGUGUUGGUGGGGGGUGA
Knipowitschia caucasica is the source of this 279-nucleotide messenger RNA. NCBI's taxonomy places the organism in Eukaryota, Metazoa, Chordata, Actinopteri, Gobiiformes, Gobiidae. The record is from the annotation of a GenBank genome assembly.